Messenger RNA from Pieris macdunnoughi, 447 nucleotides. Lineage: Eukaryota; Metazoa; Arthropoda; Insecta; Lepidoptera; Pieridae. The record is from the annotation of a GenBank genome assembly.
AUGAUUAUCCACCAGCACCAGACACUCGCUUGUUUCUAUAAUCAUAUUUUUUUUCAGCCUGGUGUUCCAAGCAUAAACCUUCCAGACGUAUCGGAAUACAUAACCAAAGUAGAGAUCUCACCAAUGCCAGAAGAUGACGCUACUCCGCUGACAGCUCAACAUCAGCUGCAAUUGUUGAAGGAGAGGCUCGAACAACAGACACAACGAACCCGAGCAGCUGUCGUGCAACUUAUGCUUUUACGCGACCAGCUCGCUGCGGAACAGGCCGCGCGGUGCGAGGCUCAGGUCCGUACACAUCAGCUCCUAGUUCACAAUAAGGAACUACUAGAACACAUUUCGGCCCUGGUGUCUCAUUUGCAGGAACGGGAGAAGGGAUCGAGCCGACCAAUCAACGCUCAACAACUUACACUUAUCCCUCAGGUUAGUGGAAACUUUGAUAUUAAAUAA